Messenger RNA from Zea mays, 1585 nucleotides. Its product is annotated as Protein BRASSINAZOLE-RESISTANT 1. The record is from RefSeq and is marked provisional. Gene Ontology annotation, molecular function: DNA-binding transcription factor activity. Bases 247 to 1284 code for a protein of 345 amino acids. Lineage: Eukaryota; Viridiplantae; Streptophyta; Magnoliopsida; Poales; Poaceae. The transcript has 2 exons. Gene Ontology annotation, biological process: brassinosteroid mediated signaling pathway; DNA-templated transcription.
CCCCGUCUCCCUCGCUCGCCUCGCGCGGCGUGUUGCCUUUCCGUGUGGUCUCUUCUCGCCCCAGGCUUCUCCACCCGCCCACCCCAACAUCCACACCUCCUUCGCUCGCCCGCUCCUUCUCUCCUCCCCUCCCCUCCGCUCCCCACCCAGACGAGCGCGCGCGGCGACCCGGACCCAGUCAGCCGGACUCCCAUCCCCUCCUCCCCAAGCGAGCCGAGCUGCGAGCGCUGCUCGCGCGGUCGGCCCAUGGCGAGCGGCGGCGGCGGGGGCCUGGGUGCGGCUGGCGCGGGAGGCCGGAUGCCCACGUGGAGGGAGCGCGAGAACAACAAGCGCCGGGAGCGCCGCCGCCGCGCGAUCGCCGCCAAGAUCUUCGCCGGCCUCCGCGCGCACGGCGGCUACAAGCUGCCCAAGCACUGCGACAACAACGAGGUGCUCAAGGCGCUCUGCAACGAGGCCGGCUGGGUCGUCGAGCCCGACGGCACCACCUACCGCCAGGGAAGCAAGCCCAUGGAACGCAUGGAUCCCAUCGGUUGCUCCGUGUCACCAAGCCCAUGUUCCUCGUACCAACCAAGUCCGCGGGCGUCAUACAAUGCAAGCCCUACCUCGUCCUCAUUCCCCAGCGGCGCAUCCUCCCCCUUCCUCCCUCCCAACGAAAUGCCCAACGGUAUCGACGGCAAUCCAAUCCUACCAUGGCUCAAGACAUUCUCCAACGGCACUCCAUCAAAGAAACACCCGCUCCUCCCACCGCUGCUGAUCCACGGCGGCUCAAUCAGCGCUCCGGUAACCCCUCCUCUAAGCUCGCCGUCUGCCCGGACGCCCCGGAUGAAGACGGACUGGGACGAAGCGGCCGUCCAGCCUCCAUGGCACGGUGCAAGCAGCCCCACAAUAGUGAACUCCACGCCGCCCAGCCCCGGCCGGCCCAUCGCGCCUGACCCGGCAUGGCUUGCCGGCAUCCAGAUCUCGUCCACCAGUCCAAACUCCCCGACCUUCAGCCUCGUCUCCACCAACCCGUUCGGCGUCUUCAAGGAGUCCAUCCCGGUCGGCGGCGGCGACUCGUCGAUGAGGAUGUGCACGCCGGGGCAGAGCGGCGCCUGCUCCCCCGCGAUCCCGGGCAUGCCACGGCACUCGGACGUCCACAUGAUGGAUGUGGUCUCGGACGAGUUCGCGUUCGGGAGCAGCACCAACGGCGCGCAGCAGGCCGCCGGGCUGGUGAGGGCCUGGGAGGGCGAGCGGAUCCACGAGGACUCUGGGUCCGACGACCUGGAGCUGACCCUGAAGCUCUAGGGCAGGCGUCCGGGUGCUGAUGGUUAACGUAGCUAACGUGAGGAGUUGCUGGUGGUGUUGUUUUUUUUAGUGUACCUGUUAUUGUUCUCUAGUUGCUGAUGGAAGCCGGAUCAUGGCCUCGGUUCGGUUAGAUUCACAUCUGUGGUGGUGGUAAUUGUGGUGUUAUUUUAACUACUCGAAUUGUAGCCCGGCGGAGCUGUGGUCGGCUAGCUGUUGGACUCCACUUGGCUGGUGCAUUAAGCUCCUUGUUUGCUGUUGUUGUGACAAGUGUAAAUUAAUGUCAGAAAACCAUUCGGAAAUC